GCGCGAGAGUGAGACGGCGGCGGCGGCGGCGUGCGCUUUGCGUUCUGGUCAGUCAGCGUAUACCACCGGUGGUAGCGGCGGCUUCGGCGGCGGCGGUUACAGUCGGUGUGUCGUCGUCGUGAACGUGCGUAUAUAUUAUAAUAUUAUCAUUAUAAUAUCGUCGCCGUGUCGUAUACCUAUUGUGUUUACAUGACAAUAUAAUAAUAUUUAUACGACGUGCCACUAUACCAUAAGCACUGCGCCACCGCGACAGUCUUCGUCAUCACUGCACGCGAUCACAGUAUCACGUCAUCGCUGUAUUAUUAAUAAUAUUUGCGUGGUGCGUAUUGGUGAACGCGCGUGUCUCGAAAGCAGAGUAGAGACUCGUGUCUGCGACUAAAAAGUCGUCUUCGUCGUCCCCGAAAACUACAAAUCUCGCACGGCGAUGGACCAGGUGGUUGACCUGAACGUCGGCGGCGUGUUCUACACGACGGCCGCGUCCACGCUGGUGCAGGCACAACCGUCGCUGCUGGCCGACCGGUUCAGCGGCCGGCUAGACCCGCUGCCCAAGGACAGCAAGGGCCGGUACUUCAUCGACCGGGACGGCGUGCUGUUCCGGUACGUGUUGGACUUCCUGCGGGACGGCAAGCUGUCGCUGCCCGAGAGCUUCCGGGAGAAGGAGCGGCUCCGGCUGGAGGCGGCCUACUACCGGCUGGACGGCCUUACCGAGCGGCUCCGCGAACAGAGGCCCGGCUACAUCACGGUCGGCUACCGUGGCACGUUCGCCUUCGGCCGGGACGGGCUGUCCGACGUCAACUUCCGCAAGAUUCCCCGGAUAUUGAUAUGUGGCCGCGUGGCCUUGUGCCGCGACGUGUUUGGCGACUCGCUCAACGAGAGCAGGGACCCGGACCACGGCGACACGGAUCGGUACACGGCCAGGUUCUUUCUGAAACACACGUCUAUCGAACAGGCGUUCGACAUGCUCCAAGACCAAGGGUUCUACAUGGCCGGAAGUUGUGGAUCGGGCACGGCCGGCGGCACGUCCGCCGCCGAACUCAAGCCGGGCGUGGACUCGGAGGAAUGCCGCUGGAAUCAUUACAACGAGUUCGUGUUCGUCAGAGAUUCAUGAAUUUCGACCACCGACGCCGUCACCGAGACGAGACGAGAUGACGAGGGUAACGCCCGCCCAUCGUCAUAUCAUUCAUAAUUUAUGACAUCUCUCAGACCAAACAUAUUAUUAUUAUUAUUAUUAUCAUCAUUAUUAUUAUUAUUAUUAUUAUAAUACUAUUUUGUAGAUAAUAUUAUUAUUA
Molecule: messenger RNA, 1289 nt
Organism: Acyrthosiphon pisum (pea aphid)
Lineage: Eukaryota; Metazoa; Arthropoda; Insecta; Hemiptera; Aphididae
Gene: Ktl
Product: BTB/POZ domain-containing protein Ktl
Exons: 2
Coding region: 425-1108 (227 amino acids)
Biological process (GO): protein homooligomerization
Molecular function (GO): protein binding
Source: RefSeq, a predicted model, not a curated record